Molecule: messenger RNA, 507 nt
Organism: Blastocystis hominis
Lineage: Eukaryota; Bigyra; Opalinata; Blastocystidae
Exons: 5
Coding region: 1-507 (168 amino acids)
Source: RefSeq, a predicted model, not a curated record
AUGCCCGAUGGAUUUGAAAUUCGCAUCUGUAACGCGCUUACGAUUUUACGUUCGAUUGCUGGGUAUAAUGAGAUUGCCAUUAAUCUUGCAAGCUCCCAUUUGCUUUAUUUUAUGUGUCCUUUAAUCGAGACCAAUAAUCCGCGUUUCUCCAACAUUCGAAAGGUGGGAAUCGCUGUGUUUGUAGAAGUUACAAGUGGUAAUAAAGACCCUUUUAUUUACCAAACAUUUGUUGAUGAUGGUAUUCUCAAUGUGUGCUUAAACGUUAUUGAGCGGGUUGAUUUGAAAGAAAAAGGCGGAAUUAUGCUGAUGCUCAAUAACAUUCUUUGCUUUGAUAUGUCGUUCUGCGAGAAACUGAAUAACGUGCUUUUGGAUAAAAUAUACAAUGCACUUGUGAUUUAUGAAAACGAGAUUAAGAAGUCCCCUCAGGAAACAGCCAAGCUCAAGGAUUGCAUUGAAAACAUACGUCGUUGUAUUCACGCGAAUGAAUAUAAUGGGUAUGCUGCAUAA